Molecule: messenger RNA, 1092 nt
Organism: Dioszegia hungarica
Lineage: Eukaryota; Fungi; Basidiomycota; Tremellomycetes; Tremellales; Bulleribasidiaceae
Exons: 1
Coding region: 1-1092 (363 amino acids)
Source: RefSeq, a predicted model, not a curated record
AUGUCGGGCUCCUCCAAACCCCAUCGUCACGUUUCCCGGUCCCCUAUCUCCCUCGCCAUCACUAACGCCCACAUGCUCGGUAUCGUCCUUCGCGCUGCCCCCACUCUUGUCCCAAAGUAUAGACAGCUACCCGUCCAUCUACGUAUUCCCAAAGUCGUAGAACUCGAGCGGCGCUUCCGCCUCAGCUCGGAGCUCAGAGGCUAUCUCAUCGAUAGCUUCCCCUUGGAGCGGGUCAAGCACGCCGGGGCCGAGAUCUCCGCACCACCAACCGUCCGGAAGCACCAACCCCAGAACAUCCCCACCGCACCGUUCCCCUCUCCAGAGCCCAAACACCACGGUACCAUCCCGGGCAACUGGCCGCGCAAGGAUUCGUUCAGCAACGACCAGAAUCUUUCGGGCUGGGUCACGGUUCGCGAGCCUACACUGGCUAAGAUAGCUCGGGAGAGGUGUGAGGGGACUACCCUUUAUCGCAAGAGCAGGCUCAGCGUGAGCUACACUCCUCAGGUUGCGGAGAGCCUCGACGUCUUCGUUCAGCUCCCGGUCGAGUCGGACUCGGGCGGCAGCGAUCGCAUCAAGACCCCCGGUACCAGUCGCGGCGUCUCUCCGGGGCAGUCUCGUAUCGUCAGCGACGACGACCACAUCAUCAGACCCCCUCGUCAUCGCAAGCCCAUCGGCGGUAUCCCCCUUACUCCCUCCAAUAUUGGCGGCACCCCGGCGGACAAGUUCGACCAUUAUACCCGCACUCCUCAUCGCAGCAAGGGCAGGAAGCGUGCCCCAUUGCCGCGCUCAGAGUCGGACUCGAGCUCGGACGGUAUCACUGGGACUCGGCAUCCUACCCUACCUCCCAACGACCAGGCCGCGCAGCAGGGUCAACACACUUUAGAGCUGUACACUCUCGCCUCUCACCUCGGCCUUUCCGUCCACAAUCGUUCCAGCUCAGCCACGCCGCGCUCUUUCCCGUCGAACCGGGACUUCCUCGCUACGGACGCGGGUGUCACUCUUCGCAAGCCUAAAGAGGUCGACGGCUACCGUUUCGGUUCGGGCUCCUCUAAGCCAUGGAGUCUGGAUCGAGCCGUUUCGGCCUCUCGCUGA